Molecule: messenger RNA, 500 nt
Organism: Aspergillus japonicus CBS 114.51
Lineage: Eukaryota; Fungi; Ascomycota; Eurotiomycetes; Eurotiales; Aspergillaceae
Exons: 1
Coding region: 113-406 (97 amino acids)
Source: RefSeq, a predicted model, not a curated record
UUUUGCGGGGCAAGCCAUGAGAGGUUGCUUGGCAGAUGCAACUCGAAGCGAGGCGAGGCCUUGUGCGAUCGCGGUAAAUCCCGAUCGGCGUGGCCUUGCUGCUUCGUAGCCGAUGACCGUGGCAAUGGGAUUGUGUCCACUGUCCACCGUCCACUGUUUUGUCGAUCGUAAGUUGAUUGUUGACAAAAGUGAUGGAUGGAUCCAACGGCCGGCAAUCGAUAAGGGGCAGGCUGACGAUUGCGCCUUCGACUCCACGGGGCACGCCAUUGCAUGGACCCACCAAGUGCCUCUAAGCCUUCAAGGAAUAGGAAUAGGUGAAAUGUUAACACCGUAUGAGUGUGAUGCUAUUCGGAAACCAAUACCGGAGGUACCGAGUAGUUUGAAAUGGAAUUAUUCGAGCUCAUGAGCAAGAUGCAAACCCUGCAAACCCUGCAAACCUUCCCAAGGUGAAGAGUCUCUUCUUUACCCCAGAUAAUCUCCCCACUUCCUCCCCAACAUUG